GCCAUAGAGUACCUCAACCUAUAUCUUAAAAAAGCUAAAGAAGUAGGAGACAAGCAUGAGGAGGGUAACGCUUAUGGCAGUCUUGGCAAUGCUUAUGGCCAUCUGGGUGAUUUCAAAAAAGCCAUAGAGUACCAGAACCUACAUCUUAAAAUAGCUAAAAAAAUAGUAGGAGACAAGCAUGGGGAGGGUGGUGCUUAUGGCAAUCUUGGCAAUGCUUAUUUUAGUCUGGGUGAUUUCAAAAAAAAAUAGCUAAAAGAAGUAGAGUACCACAACCUACAUCUUAAAAUAGCUAAAGAAGUAGGAGACAAGCGUGGGGAGGGGUAAACGCUUAUGGCAAUCUUGGCACUGCUUAUGACAUUCUGGGUGAUUUCAAAAAAGCCAUAGAGUACCACAACCUACAUCUUAAAAUAGCUAAAGAAGUAGGAGACAAGCAUGGGGAGGGUAAAGCUUAUGGCAAUCUUGGCACUGCUUAUCACAUUCUGGGUGAUUUGAAAAAAGCCCUAGAGUACCACAACCUACAUCUUAAAAUAGUUAAAGAAGUAGGGGACAAGCAUGGGGAGGGUAACGCUUAUGGCAAUCUUGGCAAUGCUUAUCACCGUCUGGGUGAUUUCAAAAAAGCCAUAGAGUACCAUAACCUACAUCUUAAAAUAGCUAAAGAAGUAGGAGACAAGCAUGAGGAGGGUAACGCUUAUGGCAGUCUUGGCAAUGCUUAUGGCCAUCUGGGUGAUUUCAAAAAAGCCAUAGAGUACCAGAACCUACAUCUUAAAAUAGCUAAAGAAGUAGGAGACAAGCAUGGGGAGGGUGGUGCUUAUGGCAAUCUUGGCAAUGCUUAUUUUAGUCUGGGUGAUUUCAAAAAAGCCAUAGAGUACCACAACCUACAUCUUAAAAUAGCUAAAGAAGUAGGAGUCAAGCGUGGGGAGGGUAACGCUUAUGGCAAUCUUGGCACUGCUUAUGACAUUCUGGGUGAUUUCAAAAAAGCCAUAGAGUACCACAACCUACAUCUUAAAAUAGCUAAAGAAGUAGGAGACAAGCGUGGGGAGGGUAACGCUUAUGGCAAUCUUGGCAAUGCUUAUGGCCGUCUGGGUGAUUUCAAAAAAGCCAUAGAGUACCACAACCUACAUCUUAAAAUAGCUAAAGAAGUAGGAGACAAGCAUGGGGAGGGUGUUGCUCAUGGCAAUCUUGGCAAUGCUUAUUUUAGUCUGGGUGAUUUCAAAAAAGCCAUAGAGUACCACAACCUACAUCUUAAAAUAGUUAAAGAAGUAGGAGACAAGCGUGGGGAGGGUGAUGCUUAUGGAAAUCUUGGCAAUGCUUAUGACAUUCUGGGUGAUUUCAAAAAAACCCUAGAGUACCUCAGCCUACAUCUUAAAAUAGCUAAAGAAGUAGGAGACAAGCGCGGGGAGGGUAACGCUUAUGGCAAUCUUGGCAAUAUGUAUCGAACUCUGGGAUAUUUGAUAAAGGCCAACAAUUAUUACCAGCUAAUGCUUAAAAUUGCGAAAGAAGUAGGAGACAAGCGCGGGGAGGGUAACGCUUAUGGCAAUCUUGGCAAUAUGUAUCGAACUCUGGGAUAUUUGAUAAAGGCCAACAAUUAUUACCAGCUAAUGCUUAAAAUUGCUAAAGAAGUAGGAGACAAAUCCUUAGAGGCCAAGGCCUACUAUUCAGUAGGAUGUGUUUUUGAGUCGCUUGGUAGACUGCCUAAAGCUGUUGUUUAUUAUCAAGCUAGCAUAAACUUAUACAAUUCCUUAAGAGUACUUCUAAAAUCUAAAGAUGAGUGGAAAGUUCAUUUUCGAAAUCAGUAUCAGAUGGCGUAUACGGAUUUGUGCAGAGUUCUUGUAGAACAAGGUAAUAUAGAUCAAGCCUUACUUGCUGCUGAGCAAGGACGAGCUCAAGCUCUGACCGACCUUAUGGAAUCCAGUUUUUGUGGUGGAGCAAGUCAGCACAGAGGCGAUGAAGAUUUAGCAGUUUAUGAAAACGUUCCAUCAAACACCGUCUUUCAGGCAGUGGACAAAGCUGACGUCAAUCUUUGGGUUGUGUCCGAAGGAAAACAAGUUCAGUUAAGGCAAAGUAAACUUAAUAAUUCUGUUUCAGGGAAAAAAGAAGCUAGCCAGUCCCUCGAGGCGUUCGUGCUCGGUGCUUGCGAGAAUCCAUCUUUGGAUGCUUUGAGUACUUUGUAUGAUAUCGUUAUGAAGCCGGUGGCUGACCUGGUUCAAGGGGAUGAGCUAGUCAUUAUUCCCGAUGGACCCCUGUGGCUCGCUCCUUACGCUGCAUUGAAGGAUGGUAAUUCUAAAUACCUGUGUGAAUCGUUCAGAAUCCGACUCGCUCCAUCGUUAGCAAGUCUUAGACUCAUUGCCCAUUGUCCAGAUGAUUAUCACAAAAGCAGUGGUGCGUUUCUUGUAGGAGAUCCGUGGGUAUCCGAGGUUACUAACAGCGAGGGAGAGAAAGUCCUCGAGCAGAUUCUGUGUGCUAAAGAAGAAGUAGAAAUGAUCGGAAAAAUUCUGAAUAUCACGCCAAUCACUGGCAGACAGGCCACGAAGCGUGAGGUGUUGAAAAGACUCGGUUCCGUUUCCUUAAUUCACUUUGCGGCACACGGAAGCAAGGAAAAUGGCGAAAUUGCUCUUACACCUGAUCUAGACCGAAUAUCUUCUGUGCCGACGGAGGAGGAUUACAUUUUAACAAUUGGAGAUGUGUUGAAUGCUCAAAUUCGCGCCAAACUUGUUGUGCUUAGUUGCAACUACAGUGGUCACGGCGAGAUCAAGGCUGAAGGUGUGGUUGGUAUCGCGCGCGCUUUUAUGGGGGCUGGUGCUCGGUCUGUUUUGGUGUCCCUGUGGGCGAUUGAUGACGAGGCUACUCUCGAGUUCAUGAAAAGCUUUUAUCAACACCUUGUAGAAGGUAAACCUGCAAGCGAGUCACUGAACCUGGCCAUGAAAAGUCUCAGAGAAUCAGAUGAGUUCCACGACUUCAGAUACUGGGCGCCCUUUUCGCUGAUUGGAGAUGACAUCACUCUUGACUUCAAUGCAAAGGAAAGAGAAAAUUAA
Molecule: messenger RNA, 3032 nt
Organism: Pocillopora meandrina
Lineage: Eukaryota; Metazoa; Cnidaria; Anthozoa; Scleractinia; Pocilloporidae
Source: the annotation of a GenBank genome assembly